Glarea lozoyensis ATCC 20868 is the source of this 648-nucleotide messenger RNA. RefSeq lists its product as uncharacterized. The record is from RefSeq and is a predicted model, not a curated record. The transcript has 3 exons. Lineage: Eukaryota; Fungi; Ascomycota; Leotiomycetes; Helotiales; Helotiaceae. The coding region runs from base 1 to 648 and encodes 215 amino acids.
AUGCGCCCUUCGUCUGUAAUUGCCGCUCUGGCUUUCGCCAGUGGUGCUGUCGCGGAGCUGUACAAUCUUACGAUUACUGCAGCACAUCCCACAAAGGUCAUUGCAAUUGAAUCAUACUUCUCAGACUAUGAUCACCACACCCUCGGUGUCAAUGCCACUGUCGGAGCUAUCAUCGGUGCGGUAUUCGCCUCAGCCGCAGCAUAUCCAACCCCCGCCGGCGCCUUGAUUGAUUUCAGAAACAGAAUCAACUACAUUGCCGGCCCAACCCCCUUCCUAGUCGACUUCGAAAACCCAGCCGCAGUCAUCUCCUCCAUCUCCGCCAUCAUGCCCACCAUCACCCCCUUCCCCCAAGCCCUCGAGAUCAUCUCCUCCGUCUACGACUAUCUCGGCUCCGUCGCCUACUCUGAGCUCAACAAUUUGACGUCGCUCCCCUACAACAUCUCGCAUUCUCUCGGCACGUUCGUGCCGCCUGAGGAAACGCCUGCGCCUACCACCGGACCAACCAGUCUGCCUGUGACCACGACGAAGCCGCCGGUUGAUACGACGGCUGGUCCGGUGUGCGUGCCGUACACGACGACGAAGAAACCGGGGAAGUGGUGUAGGUGGAGUGAGAAGAAGAGUGGGAAGUAUGAGUGUUGGAAUUUUUAG